Cryphonectria parasitica EP155 is the source of this 1740-nucleotide messenger RNA. RefSeq lists its product as uncharacterized. The record is from RefSeq and is a predicted model, not a curated record. The transcript is spliced from 2 exons. Bases 1 to 1740 code for a protein of 579 amino acids. NCBI's taxonomy places the organism in Eukaryota, Fungi, Ascomycota, Sordariomycetes, Diaporthales, Cryphonectriaceae.
AUGGAUGACCUUCCCAACGCCUCAGGAAGUGGCCCCGAGGACAUGUUCAUUACGACCUCCGGACCAGUGUCCCCAGCCCUCGCCCUCGUCGACUCCCAAGACUCUGUUGGCGAACAUUCCGCUGUGUCCCUUCCUUCUGGUGGAAACCAGCAGAAUAUCUCCAGCAGCGUCAUCAAAUUGGCCUCUGGAACGUCUGGCAGCCAGGAGACAGGUACCCCCAGCGUUCCGCCUAUGAUCAGCCCUCUGUCUGAUACCUUCCUUGAGGAGCUCGAGUUCGGCAUGUUGAUGACCAAUCAUACUCCUCUUCACAAGGUGGAAGACAGUCAUGACCUGAGUCCGACCUCUGUCAAGAUGGAGGACACUGACAAUCUACCUACGGCUCUUUUCAAGAUGGAAAUCAUCCACGACCUACCAAUGGAACCUCUCAAGAAAGAAGACACUCAAGGCCUGCCUAUGACUCCUAUUAAGAUGGAGGACGUCCAUGACCUUCCCAUGAUGCCUUCUAGUCAGGAGAGCAUAAACUACGGCUUAUCGUUGCUUGAUGGGACACUAUCUCCAGAGAAUAUCCACUUCAAGGCUCCUGCGAGCCCUCAGGAGAUACCAAGCUCUGACCAAUACGAGUCAAGCGCGUUCACCUUCAGUGACCCUGCCGAGGAAUACUUUUCCUCCAGGAGCCAAGUGAUGGUGUCGAGCCCAUUUCCCUCUCCCUCCACUUUCCCCAGCCAGGAGGCUGGCCAGGCACACGACGGCACGGGCGAUAGCCAUCUGGAAGAAGUUGGGGCCGACUUGGGUGCCCACGACGACCAACUUGCUCGCCUUUCUGGUCUGGGACAAUGUCGCCAUCUACCCUCUACCCUUCUUCAUGUCGAGAGUACUGGAGGCCAGGAAACAAGGGAUUCCACCGAAAGCGACUCCCAUGGAGUAGACGCCAUCGUGGCUGGUCUGAACGAGAACGAGAACCUGCAGCAGAAUGGACUACAAAGCAACAGCAGUCCCCCAGCCCACAACCCAUCCGCCCAACCAAGCCGCCUUCGAUGGCAGGGCAGACCCACCAACUGCAACAGAGCUCGAGCAGCCGCCGUCAGACGUCUCCGCCGUCUCCGACACUCCCUUCCCGGCCGAAACGAGCCUGGGUUCGUGCCAUUCGGUUCUGAGGGCGUGGCCAGCGCCGCCCAGGGGAACCGCUGGCCGAUCGAUCGACGUCUCAUGGAGCAGAUUAUUGCGGCGGAGCGCGGCGUCGGCGUCGAGGGCGAGUACGGCCGACGGGUCGGGCUGAGCUACAAGGCUAUCAAGGGCAAGUAUGACGAGUGGAAAUCGGCCGAGUCUACUCUGCGGGGUAUCAAGCGCUGCUACCAGCUUCCCAAGGAGCAUCGCGAGCGCAAGCCUACCUGGGGACCUGAGCACCGGGAAGCACUCGUCCACGCUGUGCCGCUCUACACAGGCAUAAACGGCAAGAUCUCAUGGCUUGCGGUGGCCAAGUACAUCAAAGAGCACACUGGCAAACCGUUCGGCGUGGGGACGGUGGCUAAGGAAUAUAAUCGUCUUCCCCAAGACGAAAAGUGCAUCAAAUGUGAAGACAAGGUGACUACGCAAGAGCUAGGAAAGGCGGAGGAUGAAGAUUACAGUGGUGAUGAUGAAGAUGGCAUGAUUGAUGUUGAAGAGAAUGAUGGUGAUGAUGAAGAUGGCAUGAUUGAUGUUGAAGAGAAUGAUGAUGAUGAUGAAGAAGGCUAUAUCAAUUAA